AUGCUGCUUAUCAUUACCAAUGGUAUAGUUUCUGCCAUUCUAUUUUUCCUGGCUAUAUUUCCACCUUUAUACAUCAACAGAUCAUUUUCACCUGAGGAGGACGCUUCUUCGUUAUGCAUCAAUGAACUCUGCUCUGAUAGCACUAUGAGUAACUCCGUAAAGCAAAAACUUUAUUUAUUAGUCAUUAUUCCCUUGUGUGUGACGCUUAACUGCAUCUUUCUCUAUUUUAGCUACUAUCGGUCCAUCCGGUUUAUUCAGUUCCGUGUUGAACUAAAUAUUAUAUCGCUUUACGAAUACCGAGGGGAGGUACAGAAUAUGCACGGCACGCUAGAUGGCAUUCCUCCACGAAUCCAUGGUCAAGCAAAGUUAGGUCGCAAAAGUUUUGGUAAUGCAGUUUUGCCACCCAUGCAGCAUCGCAAACCCAGCACGAUACCGAAUGGAGGCACCGAAUUGAAUGCCUAUAAUACUGCUAAUAGUGCUAACGCUGCAUCGAGCUUUGAUUGGCGUGCACGUGCUGAAUUCAUUCGCUACACACGACCAAAGAACGUCAAAAAGGACGCAUAUGUUAUUCAUGUCUUUUUCCCGGAGAUUCGAGACCUUUACAUUGAGGUUGAAAAUAUAUUCUUCACACCCGCCAUGAUAGCGGAGAAAAACUUCCUCACCGUCAGGGAUAAACUAGUGAACUCAGCGGGCUCUCUUCCUACUGUCAACCCGAAACCAUCGAGGUCUACCGUGGAGCCAAUAACGAAGGGGCAUUAUAAUUCAAAGCACAUCCCCGUCCUCUUGCUAGGGGCUUCUGUACGGAAACAGCUACAACAGCAACAGCAAAAGCACCAUACGCGUGAGUUCCCCUUCUCCACACACCCAAUGGGCACAAGUACUACCGUCCCUGUAGCCAUGGCCUCUGAUACCGACGAUUUUCACUCGACGGUGCUAAGGCUAACAGAUAUGAAGGGCAACGUGAGACCCCCGUUUACUGAGAGCCAACCUGCUAUCGACAGCGAUGAAUUUGAAGCGUCGGAGGUAUCACCAACCAUGCUUCCUAAAAAAAGAAUACACUAA
Molecule: messenger RNA, 1062 nt
Organism: Phytomonas sp. EM1
Lineage: Eukaryota; Euglenozoa; Kinetoplastea; Trypanosomatida; Trypanosomatidae
Source: the annotation of a GenBank genome assembly